UCGAGUGUACGUAACCACGUUGGCGACUGUGCGAUGACAACAGGAAAAGGCGGAGCGCGACUUCGCCUGAUCGUCAUCACAUUCUGUUGUGUGCUCACGCGUAGUGUUGACGGCUGCCGUCUUCUCGGAUACACCGGCCAUGUCCUAUACAUUUCUUGUUGCCUUAUUCCUUGCCUACAACUCUAUCUCAAAAAGCAGAGAGACAGAAGUAAGCAGCAUAGUCACUCUCGGCGACACUCUGUUGAAUCUUGAUAGCCUAGUGGAUGCUCAUGAUCACCACAGAGAGAAACGCAACGUCUCUAGUGUCACUAAACCUCUACAACAACAUAUACAUUCAGUAGGCGGAGAGACGGUUGGACCGAGACCAACAAAGACGCGUUUACGUGCAUUCAAACCGCUCACGAAACGACCGUACGACGCGGGACCCAUCGAUCAGUGCAGUUGUCCUCAGCUCGACGUCUGCAGCUUUCCGUACGGAUUCACCGUUCCGGAGUUCGUCGCUCGAAAUAUUGCUCAGUACAAGAAGAAGAUUGUGGACACGCGCAAGAGACUGUUGAAAGUGGAUUCGGCCACGUGUGCUUCCGCCAUGUUGGAUUUUGCGUGUUUGACGCUGCCGCACUGCAUCAAUAAUGGUACGACAGUUCGCUACCCCGUCGAUGUUCAAGAGCGUUGCAUUCAAGCUAUGUCGUCGUGUCCCCGACUGUCAAGUUCUACAUCAGUUCAAGCUUUCUGCAAAUCUGCGACGUCAAGUCAAGUGACCGGCGACUUCUCAUUGACACAGUGUCGUGUGCCGAACGUGACGAGCUGUCGCAACAGUAAGCCAACUCCCGACUGGUUGGCAGCACAGUACGAAUACGCGGCGUCUCUUACCUCAUUUCCUCAACUCGCAGAUUCCCUCGGAUUUAACGGUUCUUGCAGAAAGAAUCUUCUGCGAUAUACUUGCACGCAGCCUACGUGCCACUCUGGUGGACGUCUUCGCGGAUACCGCAGCAAAAGCAAGUGCCAAGCCAUCGUGACCUGCGCUAAAGACGUUGCAAUGAGAGAGACACUUUCCGGAAGUCUCCAGUGCAAGUCAUUAAACCACCGCCGUCGUGCGAGUGCAUUUGCUGGCAGACUGCGACCGCCUUGCAUGGCGCUAUCUGCGACGCCCACACAAGAAAAAGACAGCAGCAAGUUUGCAACGAUGGAGCCAAGAGAAACUACGUCAACAGUCCGCUCUGUUUUAAAGGCUCCGAAACACAAGCACGAGAAGAAUCCCUAAGCAGAGUCGACGUGCAGUUGCAGAGGAAUAUCAAUUUUAGUUGUUGACUCUGCAUGCUGACUCCGUCUGGAUAUUGCGUUGACGCCACAAGGUACAAGAUUAGGUUCUAUUUGCAUUUUCGCUGCGUUAGUAUGCUCACACAAUAUGUAAAGCGUAUUUUAGAAUGCUAAUAUAAUAUACAAAGUGAAAACAUUAAUUACGUUAAUUAAAACUGUUUAGUAACGUGUAAUGACUCUGUUUGUACUGCUACCUACAUUUCAU
Corticium candelabrum is the source of this 1522-nucleotide messenger RNA. RefSeq lists its product as uncharacterized. The coding region runs from base 140 to 1261 and encodes 373 amino acids. NCBI's taxonomy places the organism in Eukaryota, Metazoa, Porifera, Homoscleromorpha, Homosclerophorida, Plakinidae. The record is from RefSeq and is a predicted model, not a curated record. The transcript is spliced from 5 exons.